Candoia aspera is the source of this 2529-nucleotide messenger RNA. RefSeq names its product vomeronasal type-2 receptor 26-like. The transcript is spliced from 6 exons. Gene Ontology annotation, molecular function: G protein-coupled receptor activity. Gene Ontology annotation, cellular component: plasma membrane. The record is from RefSeq and is a predicted model, not a curated record. NCBI's taxonomy places the organism in Eukaryota, Metazoa, Chordata, Lepidosauria, Squamata, Candoiidae. Bases 1 to 2529 code for a protein of 842 amino acids. Gene Ontology annotation, biological process: G protein-coupled receptor signaling pathway.
AUGGAGCCCAUCCAGAUCAUGAAUGAAUAUUUUCAGACAGGGGAUCUAAUCAUAGGAGCAAUUACAACUCAGUAUAACUGCGUUUUUGAGAAACCAUCUUUCAGUGAAAAUGUCAAAAUGAAGCCUUUAUGCGAACUUGUUCUGAAGCUGAAGAACUACCAGCAUGUCCUGACUAUGGCAUUUGCAGUGAAGGAGAUCAAUGAGAAUGCCCAAAUCUUACCAAACCUCACCCUGGGCUUCCACAUCUAUGACAGUUAUUCCAGUGCAAGGAUGACUUAUUACAGUACUUUGAAGCUUCUUUCUACUUGGAGAAGAACCAUUCCUAAUUUCAGUUGUGAGAAGGCAAAAGGACUGAUGGCCCUGGUUGGGGGAUUAGACUCUUCUGUCUCCUUCUAUAUGGCUACCAUCACAGGCCUCUACAAAAUGCCACAGAUUGCCUAUUCUGUAUUUGCUCCAAUAAUGAAUGCUAGCACAGAGCUGCCUUUCUUGUAUCGGAUGAUGCCAAGUGAUGUAGCUCAAUAUUCAGGAAUUGUACAACUUCUUUGGCAUUUCCAGUGGACAUGGGUUGGGGUCAUUGCAACAGAUGAUGAUGAUGGAGAAAAGUUUGUAGAGACCUUAACUCCACUGCUGUCUCAGCAUGGCAUCUGCACAGCCAUUGUUGCACAUAUACCAGCCUUAUCUCAUUAUUUAAACUACAUGGGCUUAUUGAUGAAAACAUCACCGGAAUCCAUUUUAUUAACCUCAUCUGAAGUUAAUGUAUUUAUUCUAUAUGCGGACUCUAGGACUAUAACAUGUAUUAAAUGGUUGAUGUAUAUAGAUAAGCUAGUAGAAGGCAAUGAAACUAUAUCAGUAAGUAAAAUCUGGAUUAUGACAGCCCACUGGGAUUUCUCAUCAGACAUAUUGCAUAAGUAUUUUGAUAUGCAGUUCUUCAGUGGUGCCUUGUCUUUUGCAAUUCACUCAAAUGAAGUGCUGGGAUUCACACAUUUUCUGCAGGUUGUAGAUCCUCAUUCAGAUAACAAUGAUCAGUUCAUCCAGGUUUUCUGGGAACAGGCAUUUGACUGUUCACUUUCUGGUAAUAAUGGAAAAGAAUGCACUGGGCAAGAGAAGCUGAGCCAUCUGCCCGGGGUUCUUUUUGAAAUGAGCAUGACUUCCCAGAGUCACAGAAUUUACAAUGCCAUGUAUGUCUUAGCACACGCUUUGCAUCAGAUCUACAAACCCAGGCCAAAAACAAGAGCUAUGGUUGACAGAGGUCAUCUGGCUCCUCUGAAUCUGCAACCUUGGCAGAUUCACCCCUUCUUGAGGAGCACCUCUUUCAAUAAUAGUGCUGGGGAUAUUGUGUCUUUUAAUGAAAAUGGUGAAUUAACAGCCGGAUAUGAUAUUCUAAACUGGAUUAUUUUCCCAAACCAAUCCUUUUUAAGAGUGAGAGUAGGAAAGAUGGAUCCACAGGACAAAGAACUCAUCAUUAAAACAGAUACCAUCAUAUGGCAUAGUUCAUUUAAUCAGGUGCAACCACUUUCUAUCUGCAAUGAGAACUGCCAUCCAGGUUACAGCAGAAGAAAGAAGGAGGGGAAGCCAUUUUGUUGCUAUGAUUGUGUUGCGUGUGCAGACGGGAAGAUUUCAGAUCACAUAGACACAGAUGAUUGUUUCCAAUGCCCAGAAGACUGCUACCCAAACAAAAACCAUGAUCAGUGCCUUCCCAAGAGAAUUAACUUCCUUUCUUUCACUGAACCUUUGGGGAUCAUAUUAAUCUUCUUGGCUCUGACUUUAUCUCUGAUCACAAUUUGGGUGCUUUGGAUAUUCACAACACAUCGGAACACUCCCAUUGUCAAAGCCAACAAUCGGGAUCUAACCUACUAUCUGCUUACUUCCCUCCUGCUGUGCUUCCACUCCUCCUUCCUCUUCAUUGGCAAGCCUCAGAACCUGACCUGCUAUUUGCGACAAACCACUUUUUCCAUCAUUUUUUCAGUAGCUGUUUCUUGCAUACUGGCCAAAACUGUCACUGUGGUUCUGGCUUUCAUGGCCACCAAGCCAGGAUCCAGAUUGAGGAAAUGGGUAGGAAAAAGACUGGCCAACUUUAUCCUUCUUGGCUGCUCCCUGAUUCAAGCUGGGAUUUGUGCUGUAUGGCUAUGGAUAUUUCCUCCUUUCCUAGAUUUUGACUUUCAUGCUCUGGCUGAAGAAAUUGUGGUGGAAUGCAAGGAAGGAUCAGAUACCAUGUUUUAUUGUGUUCUGGGCUACUUGGGUUUUCUAGCCAUUGUUAGCUUCAUUGUGGCAUUUCUUGCUAAGAAACUGCCUGACAUUUUCAAUGAAGCCAAAUUUAUCACCUUCAGCAUGUUGGUAUUUUGCAGUGUGUGGUUCUCUUUUAUUCCAUCUUACUUGAGCACCAAGGGAAAAUACAUGGUGGCUGUGGAGAUCUUCUCCAUCUUGGCUUCUAGUGCUGGAUUACUGGGCUGUAUUUUUUUCCCUAAAUGCUACAUAAUUCUAUUUCAGCCUAUGUUAAACAGCAAAGACCAGGUCAUUAGAAGGAAAUAG